CCCAGCGCCGGCUGCGUACAGUAUCGCGGCCUCAGUCACAGACAGGCAGCGGAGGAGGCAGCAUCGCCCUCAGGGACCCCUCACCGCUCCACCGGCACUCCCAUGGCCGGGCUCCCCUCCGCUGGAUGACAGUCCCAGCCGCCCACAGCUCACGAAUGUGGACCUGAGACGCAUCACCCCUUCUAGAAGCUCAGUUCAUUGAUCUGUAUAAUUGGAUUACGCCUCCCGCUGAUCACCAUGUCGGGCGCCUCCGUGAAAGUGGCCGUACGGGUCCGACCUUUUAAUUCAAGGGAGAUCGGCAAGGACUCAAAAUGCAUCAUCCAGAUGCAGGGCAACUCAACCAGUAUUCUAAAUCCAAAGAAUCCCAAGGAACCAGCUAAAACCUUCAGCUUUGAUUACUCUUACUGGUCUCACACCUCGCCGGACGACCCCUCCUUCGCAUCCCAGAACCGCGUGUACAAUGACAUCGGGAAGGAGAUGCUUGAACAUGCCUUCGAGGGCUACAACGUUUGUAUCUUCGCCUACGGGCAGACGGGAGCUGGCAAGUCCUAUACUAUGAUGGGAAAACAGGAGGAGACGCAGGCCGGCAUCAUCCCACAGCUGUGCGAGGACCUGUUUGAGAAGAUAAAUUAUAAUCACAAUGAAGAUGUCUCAUUCUCUGUAGAGGUUAGUUACAUGGAAAUUUACUGUGAGCGGGUCCGGGAUCUGCUGAACCCCAAAAACAAAGGGAACCUGCGAGUGAGAGAGCACCCGCUGCUGGGGCCCUAUGUUGAAGACUUGUCCAAAUUGGCCGUAACCUCGUACACAGAUAUUGCGGACUUGAUGGACGCAGGAAAUAAGGCCAGGACUGUGGCCGCCACAAACAUGAACGAGACCAGCAGCCGCUCCCACGCAGUCUUCACCAUCGUCUUCACCCAGCGGAGACUCGACGUGGAAACAAACCUCUCCACAGAGAAGGUCAGCAAAAUUAGCCUGGUAGAUUUGGCAGGGAGCGAAAGAGCCGAUUCCACAGGUGCCAAGGGAACACGACUAAAAGAAGGUGCAAAUAUCAACAAAUCACUGACCACGCUGGGGAAAGUCAUCUCCGCUCUGGCUGAGGUGGAUAAUUGCCCCAGCAAGAGCAAAAAGAAGAAAAAGACAGAUUUCAUUCCCUAUCGAGAUUCUGUGCUCACCUGGCUGCUACGUGAGAAUUUAGGUGGGAAUUCCCGCACGGCCAUGGUCGCAGCUCUGAGCCCGGCUGACAUAAAUUAUGAUGAAACUCUGAGUACACUAAGAUAUGCGGAUCGUGCUAAGCAAAUCAAAUGUAAUGCUAUUAUUAAUGAGGAUCCAAAUGCCAAACUGGUGCGCGAGCUUAAAGAUGAAGUCACGCGUCUGAAAGAGCUUCUACGGGCGCAGGGCUUGGGCGAUAUUAUUGACAUUGAUUCUAUUGAAGACAAUUUCCCCGGAAUCAAAUCUCUUCCUUCUGUUGGGUGCCUUCCUCUCUCAGACGUCAAUGAUAACCAGAACCUUAAGAAUAAGUAUUUGCUUGCCAAUGAGAAUCAACGGCCUGGCCAUUUCUCCACAGCCUCCAUGAGCUCGCUGGCCUCUUCCCCAUCUUCCUGUUCUCUCAGCAGUCAGGUGGGGCUGACCUCGGUUACCAGCAUCCAGGAGAGGAUCAUGUCCACGCCAGGCGGAGAGGAGGCCAUAGAGCGGCUGAAGGAAUCAGAGAAAAUUAUUGCGGAGCUCAAUGAAACAUGGGAAGAGAAACUUAGGAAAACGGAAGCGAUCCGCAUGGAGAGGGAAGCGUUACUGGCCGAGAUGGGGGUGGCCAUUCGAGAGGAUGGUGGAACGUUGGGUGUCUUCUCUCCUAAAAAGACUCCGCACCUCGUGAAUCUGAAUGAAGAUCCUCUCAUGUCCGAGUGCCUUUUGUAUUAUAUUAAAGACGGCAUAACCAGGGUGGGUCAGGCGGAUGCUGAGAGGCGCCAAGAUAUCGUGCUGAGCGGUGCCCACAUCAGGGAGGAGCACUGUCUGUUCCGCAGUGAGAGGAAACCCAAUGGAGAAGUGAUUGUGACGCUGGAGCCGUGUGAGAAGUCAGAGACUUAUGUGAACGGGAAGCGGGUGGUUCUCCCGGUGCAGUUGCGUUCUGGUAAUCGUAUAAUUAUGGGAAAGAACCACGUUUUCCGCUUCAACCACCCAGAACAGGCGCGGGCAGAGAGAGAGAAAACGCCUUCAGCGGAGACGCCUUCUGAGCCGGUAGACUGGACCUUUGCACAGCGGGAACUGCUGGAGAAGCAGGGUAUAGACAUGAAGCAGGAGAUGGAGAAAAGGCUCCAGGAGAUGGAAAUCUUGUACAAGAAGGAGAAGGAAGAGGCGGAUCUCCUACUGGAGCAGCAGCGACUGGAUUAUGAAAGAAAGCUGCAAGCUCUUCAGAAGCAAGUGGAGACCCGGUCACUGAACGCUGAGACCACUGAGGAAGAAGAUGAGGAGGAAGAGGAGGUUCCCUGGACGCAGCACGAGUUUGAGCUGGCGCAGUGGGCGUUUAAGAAGUGGAAGCAUCAUCAGUUCACGUCAUUGCGGGACCUACUGUGGGGGAACGCCGUGUACCUGAAGGAGGCCAACGCCAUCAGUGUGGAGCUGAAAAAGAAGGUGCAGUUCCAGUUUGUGCUGCUGACAGACACCCUGUACUCUCCUCUUCCUCCGGAGCUGCUCCCUCCUGAUGCGGAGAAAAUCCCGGAGGACCAGCCUUUCCCUCGCACCGUGGUUGCUGUAGAAGUGCAGGACCUAAAAAAUGGGGCCACCCACUACUGGUCGCUGGAGAAGCUCAGAUUGCGGCUGGAACAGAUGCGAGAGAUGUACGACCGCGCAGGAGAAAUGGCGUCCAAUGUCCAAGAUGAUUCUGACACCGCAAUAAAUGGCGGUGACCCCUUCUACGACCGUUUCCACUGGUUCAAGCUCGUUGGCAGUUCUCCCAUAUUCCACGGCUGCGUGAACGAGCGGCUGGCAGACCGCACCCCGUCCCCCACCUUUUCAACAGCAGAUUCUGACAUCACGGAGCUGGCCGAUGAGCAGCAGGACCAGAUGGAAGACUUCGAGGACGAGCCCUUUGUGGACGACACGGGUUCCGAUGCGGGGAAUGAGGAAGGAUCUGAUCUCUUCAGCGAUGGGCAUGACCCAUUUUAUGACCGCUCCCCAUGGUUCAGUUUAGUAGGAAGAGCUUUUGUGUACCUCAGUAACUUGCUUUUCCCGGUGCCCCUGGUCCAUCGGGUGGCCGUAGUGAGUGAGAAAGGAGACGUCCGGGGGUUUCUGCGCGUCGCAGUGCAGGCAAUAGCUGGUGACGAGGAAGCUCCAGAUUACGGAUCGGGCAUUCGCCAGUCGGGAACCGCCAAGAUCUCAUUUGAUGACAAUGAUUACUUCACUAAGAACGACAUCUCAUCCUCCGUCCUCACGCGCUCAGGCCUGUCGCUGGAGGAGCUGCGCAUUGUGGAAGGCCAAGGCCAGAGCUCAGGGACGAACACCCCAGUGGAGGAGGUGAACCGGCUGGCUGAGAUGGACUUGAAAUCCGGCGGCAGCCUGCUGGACGGGAAGAUGAUGAUGGAAGGAUUCUCUGAAGAUGUGGGAGAUCACCUGAAGAUCGGCAGCGUCUUCACCUUCCGCGUCACUGUCCUCCAAGCCAGCGGCAUCCUGCCUGAAUACGCCGAUAUCUUCUGCCAGUUCAACUUCUUGCAUCGGCACGAUGAGGCCUUCUCCACCGAGCCCCUGAAGAACAAUGGUCGCGGAAACCCGCUGGGCUUCUACCACGUACAGAACGUCGCAGUUGAGGUUACGGAGUCGUUCAUAGAAUAUAUAAAGACCAAGCCCAUUGUGUUUGAAGUGUUUGGACAUUACCAGCAGCACCUGCAGGGCCAGGACCUCAGCCCGGCACAGCCGUCCCGCCGCCAUUUUCCUCCUCCCAUGCCCCUCUCCAAGCCUGUUCCAGCCACCAAACUAAAUCCUCUGAGCAAGCCCAGCCUCGGCCAGAGCUUCAGCAAAUACGACCUCUUAGUCUGGUUUGAGAUCAGUGAAUUGGAGCCAACUGGCGAGUACAUUCCAGCUGUUGUUGACCAUUCUGGAGGUCUGUCGUGUCAAGGAACCUACCUUCUACACCAGGGGAUCCAGCGCAGAAUCACAGUGACUAUCAUCCAUGAGAAAGGGAAUGAACUGCACUGGAAGGAUGUCCGGGAGCUGGUGGUGGGGCGCGUGCGGAAUAAGGCAGAGGUGGAUGAGGCUGCUGCUGAUGCAGUCCUCUCCCUGAACAUCAUCUCCGCCAAGUACCUCAGAUCCCACAGCUCCAGCAGGCUGUUUCUUGAUAAGGAUAUGCCUAGGACUUUCUAUCGCUUUGAGGCUGUGUGGGACAGCUCCCUGCACAAUUCCUUACUCCUGAACCGAGUGACACCUUACGGGGAGAAGAUCUAUAUGACCUUAUCUGCGUAUUUGGAGCUCGACCACUGUAUCCAGCCGGCCGUGGUCACUAAGGACGUGUGCAUGGUCUUCUAUUCCCGCGACGCCAAGAUUUCCCCACCCCGCUCCCUGCGCAGUCUCUUCGGAAGCGGCUACUCGAAGUCUCCUGACUGUAACAGAGUCACUGGGAUCUAUGAGCUGAGCCUCUGUAAAAUGGCCGACACAGGAAGUCCCGGAAUGCAGCGCAGGAGAAGAAAGAUCCUGGACACGUCGGUGGCUUAUGUACGCGGGGAGGAGAACCUGGCCGGAUGGAGGCCGCGUGGUGACAGCCUGAUUUUGGAGCACCAGUGGGAGCUGGAUAAAAUGGAGCAGUUGCACGAGGUGGAGAAGACUCGGCACCUCCUCCUGCUCCGAGAUAAGCUGGGCGACAGCAUUCCCAAGUCGCUGAGUGAAUCCAUAUCCCCCAGCCUGAGCAGCGGGACCCUCAGCACCUCCACCAGCAUCUCCUCCCAGAUAUCCACCACCACCUUUGAAAGUGCCAUUACCCCCAGUGAGAGCAGCGGUUACGACUCCACCGACGUGGAGAGCCUUGUGGAUCGCGAGAAGGAGCUGGCGACGAAGUGUCUGCGACUUCUCACUCAUACGUAUAACCGGGAGCUGACACAGGUGUGCAACAGCAUCAGCGAUUGUAAGCUGUCUGAUAUCUCCCCAAUUGGACGUGACUCAUCCGUCUCCAGCUUCAGCAGCGCCACCCUGACGCCGUCCUCCACCUGCCCGUCACUAGCGGAUUCCAGGUGCAGCUCAGUGGAUCAGAAGACCCCCGAAGCCAAUUCCCGCUCCUCCAGCCCCUGCACAGAGUAUGAACAAUUCCACAUGGUGCCCUCAAUAGAGAUGUCAUACCUGGCUCGCGCUGGGAAGAACGAGUUCCUGAAUCUAGUGCCGGAUAUCGAGGAGCUGAGACCUGGGUCUGUGGUCUCCAAGAAGGGGUUUUUAAAUUUCAAGGAGCCACAGUCCCAUUCGUGGGCCAAGCACUUUGUUGUGGUACGCCGACCCUACGUCUUCAUCUACAACAGCGACAAGGACCCAGUGGAGCGAGGCCUCAUUAACCUGUCCACCGCCCAGGUGGAAUACAGCGAGGACCAGCAGGCCAUGCUUAAGAGUCCUAACAUAUUUGCCGUCUGCACCAAGCACCGUGGGAUCUUAUUACAGGCCAUUAAUGAUAAAGAUAUGAACGACUGGCUGUACGCCUUUAACCCCUUGCUCGCUGGCACCAUACGGUCGAAGUUAGCGAGACGUCGCUCCCUGUCUAUGAAGUACUGAGCAGAUCCGUGUCUCUGUCGCCUUCAGAUAUGAAGUGUUACCUCUCUACUCUCCUUCGUGGUUCUUAAACGUUUCUCUUGUCUGUAAACCUGUGGCUUUCCCUCAGCUCCUCUCCCGUCUCUGCUGAAAACAACUUGUCGCAUGUGACUGAGCAAGAAGAAAAGACAGUGAGACAGACGCCGGCGGCCGCCUUCUGGAUAUGUGCCCCCUUAUCUCCCGUGUCUGUAGUGUAACAUGUCCGGCAGAAAUCCAUUAUGUCGCAUAUUUUUCUCACCACGUUUUAUUUUUUAUCUGUUACUUGGGUUUUACUGAAACCUCCAGCUUCCAUCCUCCCGUGCCGCGGACAGUCCCGGAGAGGGAAAGAUGGUGUCACAUGCAUAUCUUGCUCUGUCUCUUCUCCUCAAGCCAUGAAACGCGUGAGGACACACACAACCAUGAAACGCGUGGGUACGCUCUGUGCCUGUACCAGUGGUUUGGAAUCUGGGAAACUGCAAGCUCAGACCCUCAGAAAGUUUCCGAAUUCGCAAAGAACUGCGUCAUUGUUGCUAAGCCCCAUGGCUGUGUGUGUGGCAGCCACACCAUACAGUGUACAUGGUACAGCCGACUUCAUGCACUGCAAUGACCAGCAAAGGCUCUCAUAGACUGACGCCAUUUGCUUUACAGUUAUCAUUCGUUUAAACGCACAUCCAGAUUUGUGGAUUUUCUUUUUUUCCUUUAUGAUUUUAGAAGUUAUAUUAAGGGGAAAUGCUGCUUAUUUUUUAUUUGUAAUUAGGAGGUCACAUAGAACAAAAUGAGCAGGAAAACAAACCGUAACGUGGUGAUGGAGGCACAUCCUGUUGUAUAUUGUCUUAUCUAAUGUCUUGGGCCAAAACGUGUUUAUUUAAGUGUGCGCAUGCCGGGCCAUCCAGUAACCCUUUGUGAGCCGGGAUUUCUUCAGGAUUCGGUGGAUGAUAUGUCAGUGAAGGGUUUUGGCGCCCACACAUUAAGCUUGUCGGCCAGCAGGUCUGAUGAUUUAAUUUAAGUUGCAUUAACGCUGAUCAUCUAGGCUCCUGCAAACACUUGCAGACCUACUCUACAGCACAUCGGUUAUAUCAUUGAAUAAACUAUAUUUCUACAUAUUCUAUAUUUAUAUUGCUUUAACGGUAACAAAAUGUUCCAUGGUUUUAGCUUUGAGUGAACCAAGCGUGUCACAUGAUCUCCCCUGAGGUAAUCCGUCUCAGCGGGUAAUGGGCGCAGUCGGCAGGUUUGCAGUGUGUUUUUGGGCCUGUUAUUUCCUUAAUCUCACAUACCAGGCCAAUAACAACUUUUAACAAAAGUAUUUUUUAAUGGUGUGAUUGAAGACGUUAUCUGGGCGACUGUUUGGUGGGGGCUGAAUAUCCAGCCCUAGCAUGGCCCCCUCCCCCCCUCCCACACUAUAAUAUAUCCUGUGUCUGAUCUUUUACCCGGAAGACAUGGAAUCUGCAGGCUAGUUCUGAGAACAGGAUAAUGGUUUUGGUGACUUUGUUGGAAAGGUAAUUCUGUUUUGGUUCCCUGUUGCUCUCUGAGUCUGCCAGCUCAGAGGCGCUACGUCUUCCCAUGGGCCAGCAAACCCACUGGGACGCGUUUGUCAGGUGAGUCCCAAAACAGAAAUAUAAGCUUCCUAAAAAGUCUCCAAAACAGACACAUUGUAAUCUGAUCCAGAAAUCCCAACAAUACAACCUGUCGAUUCACUGGCUUCUGGGGACAUUGCUGAGGUAUGAGGUGCAAAUUGCCUCUUUUCUCCGCAUUGUUAGCCCCUAAUGACUAGAUGGCUGAAAAUCCGUGGAGCCCACUAUGUGUAGACCUCUCUCCCCCUCAUAUGUAACUGAUGUGUUACCUUUCUCCCUUACACUGAAUAUGGCAAAAUGUUAAGCCACCCAGAGUUUGUUUACGGCGAAAGUAGUUGCCCCUUUGUGACCAGUGGAUCGCGGUCACGCCAUCUUUACAUGGACACGCAUGCACUUUCAUUGUUUCGCAGCUAGAGAGAGAGAGAGUGUUGAUCCGCGCAGGCGUCACUCAAAGCAGAGACCACAGCUGUUUUGUUACUAACGUAAAGGGAAGUUACUUGUUUCUAGGUGUUAGUGUACUGUAUAUUUAUGCCUGCGUUUACUUGCACAUGAUGGCGUUGGGGCAUUGACGGUUUGGCGCACCUUAUGGACAGGGAAUAUGCAUGUCACGGCUUCUCCCGGCGUGACCUCACACAAGUCCCACAUCUGAAAUGAAGGGCCCCCCCUGUUCAUUGCCUAUGGGGAAGGUUAGUAUGAAUGUAUAUUAAACUGGGUUUCACCACACUCAAAUGUGAUGUCGUUACGCCAAUUGUAGAACAUUAUCCAGAAUGUCCUAACUGGAAUGUAUUUAUACAUUUGCGCUUCCUCAUCGAAGAGCGGAAUAAAACAUGGUGUUCUUUGUUUUUAGUGAUACAUAAGCUUUGUGUUUGAGAAUAUGAACAUUGGCCUCGCUGCCCUUUCCGGAGUUAUAACGCACGCUCGCUCUCCCUUAAGUGGGCGCUGCUGCCAAUCCGGUGACAUAACGGGAGAGUGUACAUGUCACCUGUGCGCGCUAGAGGCAGCCGCUUGGUGUACAUACUGUAUAUUUCCUGGAAGCCGCUGACAUCACACAAAAUGGCCGAUCAUCUCCGUGAGUGUGGGUGAUGUCACUCCUAGCUGACUGACACGCUCCAUCCUCAUAAUUGCUUCGAUGACCAAUUUGGCUGUCUGUUGUGUGUGUUUACGUGCAGGCUACUUGUUGUGCCGCUGGGACUUCGGAGUCCCCUGUUGUUCGGUGAGAAUGAAUUGUAUUUAUUUGAGGCUAAUUUUCUUGUGUAACCUCGUUAUUGGGUCAUUGUUUUGUUUCUUCAGUACAAAUUUAAAAAAACAAAUGCCCCUAAAAUUGCAGCGAGGACUCGGAGGAAUGAAGAUAUUGUGUGUCCAGCUGCAGGGUACGUUCCCAUCCCCACUACUAUUACACGGAUUACUGCAGCCCCCAGCAGACAUUUACUCCCCAGCCGGCCUGCAGCCUCUGAUUACAAGAGCGGAUCUGCCUCAUAUUAUAGUAUUUAUGGUAUUCUUUAUCAUUAGUUAUCUAGUAUUAAUGGAUCUAGGCCAGUAGGAGCUAUAUAAAUAGGGUAAGAGAAGGAAACACUAAAACUACACAAUAAAUUCAUAGUUGUAUUAAACUAUAGGAAGUACUGCGCAUGUUUCUUACUAUUGAUCAGUAUGGGAAACCCAUUAUAUUAGUCUAUGGGACGUAGCUAUCGCAUCGGUGUGUCUCCGGUAUGGCCACCGUCACCAAACCGUGAUAGCGGACUCUCCCUCGUUAUUACCUACUUAGUGAUACUUUAUAUCAGGGGGGUUAUUAUAACGGAGCCAUUCCAGUGAUAAAUACUUCAUAUGGACCAACGUAGUCUCUCCGGAGAAGAGGACGUGGUCUUGGUAAAUCUUUUAAAAUAAAGGAUUGGAGUAAAUGGUUUUAGUCUCCGCUACAAAUGGCAGGUUUUCAAGAUCUGCCGGUAGCCCGUCGGCCUCGCACUCGGAGGACAGAUUGCCGCUCUUUUUAACGUGUCACAGUAGGGGGCAGACAUUUGUAAGAAGCCUGUCCGCACCUGUGAUAUCACAUGAUCAUACUGGUCCAGACCACAAUAUGGCCGCCACGGACUCUUUGGGUGGACAGAAUGCCACGUGGUAGCGUUCCGUAGGUGAGAGCCAUUGCUCCCACAAGGAAAACUGACUGCUCGGAACAGCAGCGCGAUCACCAAUGGAAGCUCCCAUCACAUUUUUAAUUUCUGUGUUUUAUUUUGUAAAUAUAAUCGGAUGUGUGGGCUUUGAGUAUAUAAAAUGUAAAUAUUUCAUGUAUUUGUACUAAUGCUGAUCCAUUUGCUGUAUAGCCUAGAUGUGCAAUGCAGAUAUAUAUAUAACUGUGUGUUGGUAAUCUUGCACCACUGGAAACGUUAGUGAACAAGAUCUGACAAUAAAGGUACAAGCCGUGCAUUAACA
This is a messenger RNA of Pseudophryne corroboree (corroboree frog), 9746 nucleotides long. It is a transcript of the gene KIF1B, whose product is annotated as kinesin family member 1B. The record is from RefSeq and is a predicted model, not a curated record. Gene Ontology annotation, molecular function: ATP binding; microtubule motor activity; microtubule binding. The transcript is spliced from 50 exons. Bases 238 to 5736 code for a protein of 1832 amino acids. Gene Ontology annotation, biological process: microtubule-based movement. Lineage: Eukaryota; Metazoa; Chordata; Amphibia; Anura; Myobatrachidae.